Molecule: messenger RNA, 1593 nt
Organism: Oncorhynchus masou masou (cherry salmon)
Lineage: Eukaryota; Metazoa; Chordata; Actinopteri; Salmoniformes; Salmonidae
Product: transmembrane protein 47-like
Exons: 3
Coding region: 157-702 (181 amino acids)
Biological process (GO): cell-cell adhesion
Cellular component (GO): cell-cell junction; membrane
Source: RefSeq, a predicted model, not a curated record
GGUAGCGGUGGGAGCCCAGACUCUCUCAUCUCCAGUGACUCCUUUAGAUUCUACAUGUAAACACGGAUCAUUGGGGGAAUUCUAGACGCCACAACGCGACAUCAGACAGCAGCAUAACGCCCUGGCGAGUCUCCCAGUCAGCGGAAACCUGCAACAAUGUCUUCGUCUGUUAGCGAGACAGAGGAGGUGCGCGUCUCGGCGCUGACGCCUUUGAAGUUGGUGGGACUGGUGUGCGUGUUCCUGGCGCUGUGCUUAGACGUUGGAGCCGUGAUGAGCCCGGCAUGGGUGACCGCCGACGACCAGUACUGCUUCUCACUGUGGGAGGCGUGCUGGAAAGCAGCGUCGUCUGAGAUCUGGCAGUGCAACAGCACGCUGGAGGCAGACUGGCAGAUCGCCACCCUGUCCUUGUUGCUAGGCGGAGCUGCUCUGGUCCUGCUCUCCUUCCUGGUGGUCCUGGUGUCAGUGUGUAUCGGCUCUCGGAGACGCUUCAACAGACCUGUCGCUGUCAUGCUGUUCGCUGCAGUGGUGUUGCAGGGCUGCAGUCUGGUCCUCUACCCCAUCAAGUUCACUGAGACCAUCAGCAUGAGCAUAUACCACGAGUUCAACUGGGGUUACGGCCUGGCCUGGGGCGCUACCAUUUUCUCCUUCGGCGGGGGGAUCCUCUACUGCCUCAACCCUAAGAACUAUGAAGACUACUACUGACCCUGCUGGACUGUACCACUGUGACCCCCCCCCCCCUGUAGUCGCUGGCUGUCAUACAUAUCCUAUACUGUAUAAUGCUAAUGCUCGCUAGAGAGACAGGUAGACACAGAGAGAUGCACACACACACACACAUGUCAGCAUACAGUAUUUCCUGUGGAAGCAGGCAGAGGCUCAGAGCUGGGGUGGAUGGAUGGAUGAUUUCACAGUACCCUGUACCCUGCUCUGUACUCCCUCUUCAGUCAGAGACUAUCAGAUAACAGACUGACCAAUCAGAUCACUCUAUCUGUCCUCAAACCCUGGGACAAGGACUCACUGAAGCACUGUUACCGACCAAGUAUAACUUACAAGGCCUUAGGGGUAAGGAUGAGGCUGAGCUCGGCAAACCCAGAAGGAGAAUCUGGUGCCAGCUACCAUUUAUGUUACGUAGUCUGUCCACGAGAGAUUAGGAUGAGUCUGACUGGAAAACAGACUUGUCUUCUCACUGGUAGGUAGAGACAGACUGGGAUGACCAACACUGGUAGGUAGAGACAGACUGGGAUGACCAACACUGGUAGGCAGAGACAGACUGGGAUGACCAACACUGGUAGGUAGAGACAGACUGGGAUGACCAACACUGGUAGGCAGAGACAGACUGGGAUGACCAACACUGGUAGGUAGAGACAGACUGGGAUGACCAACACUGGUAGGUAGAGACAGACUGGGAUGACCAACACUGGUAGGUAGAGACAGACUGGGAUGACUAACACUGGUAGGUAGAGACAGACUGGGAUGACCAACACUGGUAGGUAGAGACAGACUGGGAUGACUAACACUGGUAGGCAGAGACAGACUGGGAUGACCAACACUGGUAGGUAGAGACAGACUGGGAUGACCAACACUGGUAGGUAGAGA